Messenger RNA from Amphibalanus amphitrite, 1589 nucleotides. Its product is annotated as asialoglycoprotein receptor 2-like. The coding region runs from base 102 to 1055 and encodes 317 amino acids. Gene Ontology annotation, molecular function: carbohydrate binding. Lineage: Eukaryota; Metazoa; Arthropoda; Thecostraca; Balanomorpha; Balanidae. The record is from RefSeq and is a predicted model, not a curated record. Gene Ontology annotation, cellular component: external side of plasma membrane. Gene Ontology annotation, biological process: biological process involved in interspecies interaction between organisms. The transcript is spliced from 4 exons.
CGGUCGCCGCUCAUCGUCCGUCCCUGGUCGCUCUUCGACGAUCACUGGUCGUUCGUCGCUGGGCUCGGGACGUCCGUUGCUCUGAUCGCAGCUCUACCAACAUGUCGGUCACCAGUGGUAUGGUUCUGCUGGGCGUCGCGCUCAUAUGCCUGCAACUGAGUGCCCCUGCUGACUGUCACAACCAGGUGCGGGGCUGCCCCGAUGGCUGGGAGGGACCGCACCGGGGCUUCUGCUACAAGCUGAGCGACACGACGCAGAGCUGGUCAGACGCCAACGCCACCGGGUGCCAGAGCCUGGCUGCCGGCGCCCACCUGGCUUCCAUCACCUACAGCAACAAGGCCUUCCUGAGCAAUAGACACUCUCUGUAUGAAGCCAGCUACUUCUGGGUUGGCCUGCACGCCGGAGACGACAAGUGGAACGCCGGUACUCUGGCCGAGGAGGACGUGGACUUUACCAACUGGGAGACGCUGGUGCACCAGGAGCCUAGCGGUUCCGUCAUCACAAACGACAACUGCGUGCUCAUGGUGGGCCCCACCGCCACCGGAGAGUAUCAGAAAGGCGCCUGGCUCGACUGGUCGUGCAACGGCACUUUUUACUCCCUCUGCGCAUUCGAACGGGACGACUCGAGUGCCGCGUGCCCCCACGACUGGUUUCUCUACGACAACGCCUGCUACAUGCUUCAGGAUCAGAGGAUGACCUUUACCGAGGCAAAUGAUUUCUGCUCCUCACUUGUCGCCACCGCCUCUCUGGCCAAGGUCACCAACUAUGAGGAGCUGGCUGCCAACGUGCCUCUGAAAGACGCCUAUUUCUUCUGGAUCGGUCUUCACUCGACGCCGACUGUGGACGGAAAACUGCUGUGGGAUAACGGUGACGAUGCGGAGCCGACCAACUGGCUGAAACUCUCCUACUCCGAGCCAGACGGCGACGACAUCGGACCUGGGAACGACUGUGUCAUGGUCAAUGGUCUGGAGAAGGAUGAACUGUUCUCGACUGGCGAGUGGGGCGACUAUGACUGUAGCUACGAGUCCCAGUUUCUCUGCGCCCUGAAGAUCUGAAGGAGUUGAUACCCGUGCUGAAGAGGAUCGGUCGCGGUUCUGUCAAGAGGUAUCUGAUUUUUAAUGUUCUGCAGUGAGCUGAGAAUUUGAAAAGGACGACCUAGGCCCCAUCCAAAAAGUCCUCAGUCUCAAAAAGUCAAAGCAUGUGAGCUAUCUUUCUGUCAAAAGUCAGCUAUCGACUGAGAGAAUGGUGAUAGUUUCUCUAAUCAGCCUCUUGAUGUCAUGACGUACCUACCUACCUACCUAACGCGGACCUCUUUGUGUGCCCCUGAAUGGAACUGGUUUGUGUGUGCGGAUAACUUAGGUAUAUAUUUUAUGUUGUGAAAUAUAUCAUAUUUUUGUGUGCUGUGGGACGUCAGUAUUAUAACUAGGACCUUCGCGUAAAUAUUAUUUAACUGUUGAAUUUUAUAUUCUCGUUGGUUCAGAAAAAAACGUUCUAAACCCGGAAUUAAAAAUCAAGAGGUGUUUAAUGGCUGUUUUACGGUGUUCACUGUUUAUGUGUUGAUUUGGAAAAUAUAAAAAUGUAUAUUUUAA